AUGGCUGCAGUAUUUGCAUCCCGCCUACGCGCCUCAGGUGGCCACGUACCAGUUGGCGUUAAAGGGAGAGGAGUAGGAGGACAACACCUAACCAGUAUGAGCUGGAGGCUCUUCUGCCUCGUCACCAGGACUCUGAGGUGGCUGUGUACUACGACACGUCCGUCUAGUUGUCGACUGGGUGGAGCUGUUCUGUCCUUAGAGUUGCCGAUGGGCCCUCUGGAGCCCGUGAACCAUUACUCCGGCCGAGGCUUCCCAGAGCGCGGACUAGUCUGCAUGGAGAGUCCAGAGCAGGUGGACGAGCCGAGCUUCCAGGCGGAGAAGAGUCCUUGUGUCUUUCUGCUGGGCCUGGCUUGA
Protopolystoma xenopodis is the source of this 354-nucleotide messenger RNA. NCBI's taxonomy places the organism in Eukaryota, Metazoa, Platyhelminthes, Monogenea, Polystomatidea, Polystomatidae. The record is from the annotation of a GenBank genome assembly.